ACGACUCUGCCUGGACUUGGAUCAUUUAGACGAGAUUAGCUAACUGGUGCCUCAGCAGCCGUUUCAUUUUGAGUUAAUUUUCUGUUGUAUUUCUUUAUGAUUUCGGCCGAUACACAUCCCAAAAUGUGUAUUUAUUGACCCGAUGACGUCACGGGUUGACACGGAACUUGUAGUAGCGGCUUGUGUGCGGACGGAAUGUUUUGAACGUGACACACGGGUGAAAGUUGAAGGGGAAACAUGGCAGCAGGAAUCAGUGUUAAACAUCGAUUAUUGAGCAGGAAAACGUCGCUUUUUCUCGCUGUUCCCAGACACAUCUCAGCCAGCAGUGUUCGUCUCCACAGAGUCGAGAACAGCGCUCACAAAGCGGCUCGGGUCAACGAGAAGUUCUGCCUGGACCUGGUGAGGUCCAGGGACUAUGAUGGCUUUGUUUCCUCGCUGCUGCUCCCGGUGGAGGCGCGCCGCUCCUCUCUGGCUCUGAGAGCCUUCAAUGUGGAGCUGGCUCAGGUGAAGGACUCCGUUUCCCAGAAGUCCAUUGGGCUGAUGCGGAUGCAUUUCUGGAAGUCGGCGAUCGAGGAAAUCUACCGAGACGAUCCCCCGAACCAGCCCGUCAGCGCAGAGCUGUGGCGGGCUGUGAGGAAACACUCCCUGACGAAGAGAUGGCUGCUGAGGAUCAUCACAGAGAGAGAGAAGGACCUGGAUGACCGAGCCUACAGGACCCUGCAGGAGCUGGAGAAAUACUCAGAGAACACGCAGUCCUCUUUAAUAUACCUGCUGCUGGAGUGCUUAGGGGUGACAAACGUCCAUGCAGACCACGCAGCAAGUCACAUCGGGAAAGCUCAGGGAAUCGUGACGUGUUUGAGAGCGACUCCUUAUCACAGCGGCCGGAGGAAAGUCUACCUCCCCAUGGACAUCUGCAUGCUGCACGGAGCUUCUCAGGAGGACUUUAUCCGCGGCAGCCGAGAGCAAAACGUGCGCGACGUCGCGUACGACAUCGCCAGUCAGGCUCACGUACAUCUACAACACGCGCGAUCGUUUAGCCACAACGUCCCAGAAGCCGCAAAUCUGGCCUUCCUGCAGACGGUGGUGUUGGAGGACUACCUGCAGAGAGUGCGGAGGGCAGAUUUUGAUGUUUUCCACCCGAGUCUGAAGAAGAGAAACCCCCUCCUCCCCAUACAGCUCUACCUCCGCUCCUGGAAGAAGUCCUACUGACAUCAGUCCUGCUCCUCUUCCUCCUCUUCCUCCUCCUCCUGCAGGAAACACCUCACACACUUUGUUCAAUAAAUAAAUCCUUGAAGACGAA
This is a messenger RNA of Trematomus bernacchii (emerald rockcod), 1300 nucleotides long. It is a transcript of the gene ndufaf6, whose product is annotated as NADH:ubiquinone oxidoreductase complex assembly factor 6. The record is from RefSeq and is a predicted model, not a curated record. The coding region runs from base 238 to 1209 and encodes 323 amino acids. Gene Ontology annotation, cellular component: mitochondrion. Gene Ontology annotation, biological process: biosynthetic process; mitochondrial respiratory chain complex I assembly. The transcript has 9 exons. NCBI's taxonomy places the organism in Eukaryota, Metazoa, Chordata, Actinopteri, Perciformes, Nototheniidae.